AUGACCUUUAUAUGCAAAAAGUGCAAAAAGGCGUUUCGCAAGGAUGCACGUGAAUUCGAGGAUGCCGACGAGUACUGCCCGCACUGCGACAACCACUUUGUUCUCGACGCCAAAACCCCCAAAGCGUCCAUCCAGGUGGAGGGCGAAGAUGCGCGCAUCGACUCGAGAAUGAUCCGGGACGAGCGUGUGCAACAAGACACGCCGCGCUCCAUCUUCGACGUCAAAGAGGCACCGAACAAGCUGGGCUGA
Parastagonospora nodorum SN15 is the source of this 249-nucleotide messenger RNA. RefSeq lists its product as hypothetical. Gene Ontology annotation, molecular function: zinc ion binding. Gene Ontology annotation, cellular component: mitochondrial intermembrane space. The record is from RefSeq and is a predicted model, not a curated record. Gene Ontology annotation, biological process: protein import into mitochondrial intermembrane space. The transcript is spliced from 3 exons. NCBI's taxonomy places the organism in Eukaryota, Fungi, Ascomycota, Dothideomycetes, Pleosporales, Phaeosphaeriaceae. Bases 1 to 249 code for a protein of 82 amino acids.